AUGGCUCUACCUCGAAUCCGAGCCUGUCUUUUCGACAUGGACGGCCUGCUGAUCAAUAGCGAAGAUCUCAUAAGCAAGUCCAUCAACGAGAUCCUCGCCAAGUACGGCAAACCACCCUUGCCUUGGUCUGUCAAGACUCAGCUCCAAGGUCGCGCUCUCCCCGAUGCAAGUAAAAUCCUCCGCGCCUGGGCCGACCUUCCCAUCACCGAUGCCGAGUAUCAAGCCCAGCUCAAAGUUCAGCACGCCACAUGGUUUCCGACCUGUGCGCCACUCCCAGGCGUUGAGCAGCUCCUCGCGACCCUUACUGCGGCAUCAAAUAUGGAACUGGCCCUUGCCACAAGCUCCUCCCGGGAGAAAUUCGAGCUCAAAACAAAGCAUCUACAGACCCUGUUUGCCGCGUUCCCUCCCGAACGUCGCGUCCUCGGCGACGACCCGCGCGUGUCUGCCCACAAGCCCGCCCCGGAAAUCUACCUCGUCGCGCUCAAAUGCAUCAACGACAGUCUCGAGCGGCAAGGCAAGGCCGCCAUCCGGCCCGAGGAGUGCUUAGUCCUGGAAGACGCCAUUUUGGGCGUCGAGGCCGGCAGAGCGGCGGGGAUGCAGGUACUCUGGUGUCCGCACCCGGGGCUGUUGGAGGAGAUUCGAGAGGGUGGACGUGGUGAGGAGAUCCUCAGCUCCGAUCAUCGUGAGUGGGUUCGAUUGGUCGACACUUUGGAGGAAUUUGACUACACAUCGUAUGGCAUUGAGGUGGAGAGUCGAGAGUGA
Messenger RNA from Dissoconium aciculare CBS 342.82, 762 nucleotides. Its product is annotated as HAD-like protein. NCBI's taxonomy places the organism in Eukaryota, Fungi, Ascomycota, Dothideomycetes, Mycosphaerellales, Dissoconiaceae. The coding region runs from base 1 to 762 and encodes 253 amino acids. The record is from RefSeq and is a predicted model, not a curated record. The transcript is spliced from 2 exons. Gene Ontology annotation, molecular function: phosphatase activity.